CUAAGUAGGGAGGUGCGCGUGUACAGUCGUGGCGUUACAUCGCGCGCAAAGAGGCUACGUUGUCCUGACCGCGAGAUAGAGUGGAGUUAACGAUCAUUUCACAAAGAGGCCGGCUGACGGAGCGUACGGGUGUCUCUCCGUCCUUCUCUCCGCCAUUAGGACAGUCAAAAACGCCCAUUAUUCGGAACGUUUGUGUUUGUUGCAGUGUUGUGACUUUCGGGUAGCGCGAAACGCUCCGUCAUGCCGGCGAACGAUUUUCGAGCAGGAUUAAAAAAAUGGGUGCAAGGAGAAGGCACCGUGAAAAGCACUCUCUUAGCCGGAUUGGCGGAGCUGAUUGGUCUAUCCAUGCUGGUAUUUCUAGGAUGCAUGGGUUGCGUGGGAAGCCUCGGCGUUGUACCUCCUCAUCUGCAAAUAGCGCUAACCUUCGGCUUAGCGGUUAUGGUUGUCAUCCAGUGCAUAGGCCACAUCAGCCAGGCUCACAUUAAUCCUGCAGUCACCGUGGCAUCCGUCAUUCUUGGGAAAAAGACUAUUCCCGAAGCUUUAAUUUAUUUGGUAUCGCAAAUAAUAGGCGCUAUUAUUGGCUACGGUAUGCUAAAGGUGGUAACGCCGGAAGAUCAUUUAACAGCCAGUACAGCCGACCAGAGCCAUUUGUUCUGCGUGACCGAUCUACACGCCGAUCUCUCCGCGAUCCAGGGCUUGAUCGUCGAAGGCAUCGCGACCUCUAUUUUAAUAUUCGUGGUGUGCGCCGUGUGGGACGCGAGGAAUGAAAAGAAUGCCGACUCGGUACCAAUCAGAUUCGGUUUUACGGUGGCCGUGCUGGCGCUGACAUUCGGGCCCUACACCGGUUGCAGCAUGAAUCCCGCGAGAUCGUUCGCACCAGCAUUGUGGAACAAUCAAUGGACGCAUCAUUGGAUCUACUGGUUCGGUCCGAUCGGCGGCGCCCUAGUCUCCUCUUUCCUGUACAAAAUUGUUUUCGGUGUUUCCGAUAAGGUUGACGAGGAAGAAAGCGCUCCCGAAGCGGUCGCGCUCAACAGCGUGGAACUCCACAAAACUGAGCAAUCCUAAUUUGGCGAGGUGGGCACGGCUGACGUGACAUGCGGUAAGAAGCUGAAACUCGGUCGAUGCUUUCUCAACGUGAGCAGAUGAAAUUUUUGGAGGAUACGUGGGAUAAGUGCCUUAGAACGCAUGGACAAUUUCGGAUGGCCAGGAUCGCGCAAAGCUCAAAGCUCAAGAGCUUGCAACCUCCACGAGAUGAACAAUUAUCUUCGCCACCGAAUCGUGUGCAUUAUUUCAUUGUCAAUAUAAGCCGACAUGGCAGUUCUCGUACAUGUACAAUCACAAGUCACGCUAGUUAAUUUUAGAAACGCGAUUAUUUGCCAUCGAUGAUGCUUUCGAUAAUGUAGUUUAACGAGAAAUACCAGCAAUCUAAAAAUUAAUAAAAGUCUCUGGAAUAUUGCAGAUUCUUCUCUUAUUUUUCGGAUUGCCGCAUUGUGAGCUUAAAUUAAUAAAAUUUAGACAGAGUGUAAUCAAAUUCAUGUGCCUGAAAUUUUGUUAAUUUUGGAUAUUUAAUUAAAUAUAUGCUCAUUUGAUUAAAGAGGUAGGCUGCCUGGUGAAACUCCUACGCAAUGCGUGAAAGCACCUCGACACAAUGGUUGUCAAGAACAUUUUGCAAUCGCGAUCAAACGUCAAUUGAUACGAAACGUAAACUAAGUUAGAAUAAGCUGUUAUGCCACUUUCUCUUUGUAAUAUAGUGUACAUUCGACUGUUAUAAAUGUCUCGAUUAUCUAGAACUUUACUGUAUAUAUUUCUUCUUUUAAGCUAUACUAUAUACAUGCUAGCUAUACUAUAUACAAUACAUGCUAGAACACAUUUGCUAUUUGGUAAAAAUAAAUAAACGAAUAAACAUAUUAUAAAAAAGAAUAUGCCUAGUCAUAAGAGAUGAUACUUUAACUUUUGUAUUUUGCUUAACGGCGAUUUAAAUUUUACGAAACUGACUUGCGCCAUAUUUUCACUUUCUACGAGUUGUACGCCUGUCGCACGAUUAAUGUAGUCACACAUAACACGAUUAUACACGUUAUAAUACUCUUUCGCGAUAUCGCUCGACAAAUCGUUUUUACGUUAUUCGUUCAAUUAGACAGAGCGGACUAUUUUUUACCUGUGUUUGUUAGUCGCACGAUUUGCCGGAAGCGAAAAUGUCGAUUCCCGGACGGCGAACGGACGAGCCAAUGACAUUUUAUGUGCCUAUUUUUGUUACAUAGGUGCAAUCGUUAUUUCUAUAGUUACGCGUACAUAGUCACUUGAAACUACUACUAUAACGAGAAAAAUGUUUCGUUCGUUGAAAAAAAGGAUCUUUUUCCGCCGAUAUGGCAGCUUUCGACGGAACGACAGUUUCCGAGGCAAAUAAUUACUCUUUCAUUAUUUAUGUACUUUAUCAAAAGACGCAAAUAUAUUUGUAAGUACGAAA
Linepithema humile (Argentine ant) is the source of this 2464-nucleotide messenger RNA. Its product is annotated as aquaporin. The record is from RefSeq and is a predicted model, not a curated record. Gene Ontology annotation, cellular component: plasma membrane. Gene Ontology annotation, molecular function: channel activity. Gene Ontology annotation, biological process: transmembrane transport. Lineage: Eukaryota; Metazoa; Arthropoda; Insecta; Hymenoptera; Formicidae.